AUGAAAAUCAUAAAAGCUUUGUGAGGCCACUAUCUUUUUGCGGUUUUUCCUUUCUCUGAACCAGACAUUGGAACUUCACCAUGAAGUAGUAUAUGGGGUUACAAGUUUGGUCCAACAAGCUUUGACUUUAACAUUGAUUUGCUCUCAAAAUUAAAAUCUCUCUCGGGGUUAUUGCGUGCUGUGGAAAUAUAUAACGUACAAGCUUCCUGCUUGGUUUUGUCUCUUUCUUUUUCUCUCACAUAAGGCGAUUGGCUCAACGAUGCUAUCCACACCAAAACCCAGGAAAAUUUAUUGGUAAUAUUGAAUAUGAUGAAACUAGCAGUUAUGCUCAAUUUUGAACGGCUUUCAAGUAAGGAAGAUUCGAAAAUUCUCACAAGGCACAUCUAUUCCAUCUUCUUGUGAUUUAUAUGGCAUGCAUGGACUAGAUUGUUUUGUUUGUGAGCUAUGGAUAUUGAGAACCAGAAGUCGAAAACUCGGAAGCUUGGCAAAUGGUUUAAGAGGAAGAAAAAAAGAGCCGACCCAUUUCAUCUGAGUGAAGAUUCAGUUGAGGAUGAGAAUGAUGAUUACCUGGACAAUGUUCUCCUUCGGUCAAGGGAAAUGGAUCCAACCAUUUCAAUCAAUGAAUUAAGAAUCUUUGUGGGUACAUGGAAUGUUGCUGGAAGAUCUCCUGUGGGUAGUCUAGCUGUAGAUUUGGAUGAAUGGUUGAAUCUCAAAGAUGCUGCGGACAUGUACGUUCUUGGAUUUCAAGAGAUUGUACCAUUAAAGACCCUAAAUGUAAUAGGAGCCGAAGAUCCAACUGAAGCUACGAAUUGGAACAUGCUUAUAGGAAAAACUCUCAAUAACAAAUAUGGAUGCCCUUGGUUGACACCGAUGUUGAAUAUAAUCUCAAGUGACAAUUACCACUACGCAGGGAGUCCCAAUUGGAAAAAGAGGAGCAGUGUUGGCGGCCGAAUUGGGACUCCAACAAGAGAGAGAUCAAGGAAUCAAAGUGAAAAGCUAAGCGGGAACAGCAAGUACAAGCUAAUGGCAAGCAAGAAGAUGGUUGGGGUCUUUGUAAGCGUGUGGAUGAAGAGGGAGUUGCUUAGGAAGUUUUGCGUUUCGAAUGUGAAAGUUUGUUCAGUGGCUUGUGGAAUCAUGGGUUAUUUGGGAAACAAAGGUGCGGUUUCUGUUAGCAUGUCAAUUGAAGGAACUAGUUUUUGCUUCAUUGCUGCUCACUUGGCUUCUGGUGAGAAAAAGGGUGAUGAAAUCAGAAGGAAUCGCCAAGUCUGGGAGAUUUUCAGGCGAACAUCUUUCCCUCAAGCAGCUAAAACUGAUAAUAGUUCACCCCCUCUCAAUAUCUUGGGACAUGACCAGAUAUUCUGGUUCGGGGAUCUCAACUAUAGACUAUGCUUGGAGGACAGUUUUGCAAGGCAGCUGAUAAAGAAGCAAGACUGGAAAGCAUUGCAAGAGUUUGAUCAACUUCGGAGGGAACAAAAAGAUGCAAGAGUAUUUCAGGGUUGGCAGGAGGGAGAUAUAGAUUUUGCACCUACUUACAAGUAUUCUUCCUCAAAUCACAACCGGUACUCAGGUGGCCUUCCAAGCAAAGCAGGAGAGAAGCAAAGGACUCCAGCAUGGUGUGAUAGAAUUCUAUGGUAUGGGAGAGGGAUAAAGCAAAUAUCCUAUUUUCGUAGUGAAAGCAAGUUCUCCGACCAUCGACCCGUUUCUGGCCUAUUCUCUACAAAGGUCAAGAUGUUAAGUCUACCAGUCCAGGAGUUGUUGCACUGCACACCAUUUUUCCCACCAUAAGACCCCCCAAACUAACUGAGCUGUCUCAUGAUGAAGUGACGAAAUCAACAUUCCUAUUGUUGAUUGUAAAUGAUACUGAACCAUCGUCAAUACAAGUGCAUAAAUGUAAAUGCAACGGAUGAGAAUGGAUACAGCUGGUCCAUGUAGCUGCAGGCUGGCUCCGUGAGAUAUGUCGUUGUCUCAUAGUUCUAAUUUUCUCGGUUUUCUUUGGGAUUAUUAUUUGUUCGAAAUGAAAAUUAGAUCUGAUAGACAAAAAGUAAAGCAUUCUGAUAUAUUUAUUUAUUAUUUUUUUUUGGGGGGGUGGGUUAGGAGGGAAGGAAAUAUUAACUUAGCAGGGAAUUAUCUAGCAAAACAAAGGUAUGAGGGAGUGAAAAUUAGGAUUCUUUGAAGUGUUUAUGGAAAUAAGCUUGAUAGAAUUUGAAUGAAGCUUUGAAACAUAGAGCAUUUCCAAACAA
This is a messenger RNA of Quercus robur (English oak), 2240 nucleotides long. RefSeq names its product type IV inositol polyphosphate 5-phosphatase 7-like. The coding region runs from base 445 to 1785 and encodes 446 amino acids. The record is from RefSeq and is a predicted model, not a curated record. Lineage: Eukaryota; Viridiplantae; Streptophyta; Magnoliopsida; Fagales; Fagaceae. Gene Ontology annotation, molecular function: inositol-polyphosphate 5-phosphatase activity; phosphatidylinositol-3,4,5-trisphosphate 5-phosphatase activity; phosphatidylinositol-4,5-bisphosphate 5-phosphatase activity. The transcript has 7 exons. Gene Ontology annotation, biological process: phosphatidylinositol dephosphorylation.